AUGGACAUUUCGGGUAUUGCAAAGACGUCAAAGACGUCGCGUCUGAAAUCGCAUGAGCUAAAACCCGAACAAUGCAUGUUUCUUGAUGAUCUCGGAAUUAAUCUCAAAGCGGCGAGAGCUUUGGGAAUAACAACAAUCAAGGUUACUUCUCCACCUGAAGCAGCUGACGAAGUGAGGAAUGCUUUGCGAGGUCUAUUCAAGCUUCCAUAG
Cylicostephanus goldi is the source of this 210-nucleotide messenger RNA. The record is from the annotation of a GenBank genome assembly. NCBI's taxonomy places the organism in Eukaryota, Metazoa, Nematoda, Chromadorea, Rhabditida, Strongylidae.